This is a messenger RNA of Nakaseomyces glabratus, 1371 nucleotides long. RefSeq names its product putative alanine--tRNA ligase. Gene Ontology annotation, molecular function: alanine-tRNA ligase activity; Ser-tRNA(Ala) deacylase activity; ATP binding. Gene Ontology annotation, biological process: alanyl-tRNA aminoacylation; regulation of translational fidelity. The record is from RefSeq and is a predicted model, not a curated record. Lineage: Eukaryota; Fungi; Ascomycota; Saccharomycetes; Saccharomycetales; Saccharomycetaceae.
AUGACUGUUGCUACACCUGCUGUUGUUGGGGCGCUGAAAUGUCAACGUGAACCAUUUCUUUUGGAAGAUUUUGAAACCAAUGUUAUUUCCUGUGUAAAAGUUGAUUCAAAGACCGCUAAAAAGUUCCUGAUCGGCAAGGAGGCUACCCAUGUUUUGGAACUUGAAGAUACCAUUUUAUUCCCUGAAGGCGGUGGACAACCUAGUGACACCGGGUAUGUAACACUACGUGAUGAUGAAACCAAACGUAUCAAUGUUGUUAAAGUAGUCCGUGAGGGUCUACACGCAAAGCACUACGUCGAUCAAGCAAUCGAACCAGGUUCCAAAAUUUCAUUGCAUGUAGACAAAGAAAAGAGAUUAGAUUACAUGCAACAACAUACUGGUCAGCACUUACUUAGUGCAAUUUUAGACAACUAUUACGACAACGCUGACACAUUAUCAUGGUCUAUGGGUGGUAUACCUAGUACUAAAAAGCCAAUUUUGGAACCGAGUGACUACUUGAAUUAUUUAGAGCUACCACGGAAACUAUCUAAGGAUGAAAUAAGUGAGAUAACUGAUAAAUUCAAUGAAAUUGUUUCAACAAAUGUCAUGCCCAUUACUGUGAAAGAAACUAUUGCCGUUGAAAAAAGUGAAUCUAUAGAAGAUGUAAGUACAAAAAAGAUUCCGGAUGAUUAUGAUUACACACUUGGUGUCUUGAGAACUAUAAAUAUUGGAGAGUUAGAUAAGAAUCCUUGCUGUGGUACUCAUUUGACAGCUACCUCUCAAGUUCAAUCUAUCUUAAUUUUGGACAAUCAGAGUACUGUAAGAGGAACAAACUCCAGACUAUAUUUCAUGUGUGGUAAAAGAGUAUCUUUAUACGCUAAGAUGCUUACUGAUUACAUAAGUAGUGCAAAGGUAGAGUUAAGUUGCUCAGAGUCACAAAUAUCAUCAAAGGUUGUAGCUUUAAAGGAAAACUUACAAAAGGCAAAGAAGAAGGAGCAGUAUUUCAUCUCACAGAUUGCCAAGUUUGAAGGAGAAAGACUAUAUCAAUCAUUAGAAGAAGGAAAACAAUUAUACGUCUUAAAAGAUGAAUUUGGCUCUUUAGACUUGCUUCUUGCAAUACAAAAGGAGUUUCAAGAAUUAUGUGACAAGAAUAGUAAGAAUUGUGAACUGCUCAUCUUAUGUGGCAGAGAGAGGGCGUCACUGAUGGGCUCAGUCGUGAUAAUCUCUCCAGAUGGGGAGAAGAUUCAAAAAACUGUAUCUGAAUUACAAUCUGCUCUCAAAAAUCUAAAAGGAGGAGGUGGUAAAAAUGGUGGUAAAUGGCAAGGCAAGAUAAUGAAUUUUACUGACCAGGAAUAUGAUGUGCUAGAACAUUACCUCGAGCAGAUUGCGUGA